Molecule: messenger RNA, 1846 nt
Organism: Antechinus flavipes (yellow-footed antechinus)
Lineage: Eukaryota; Metazoa; Chordata; Mammalia; Dasyuromorphia; Dasyuridae
Gene: RAC1
Product: Rac family small GTPase 1
Exons: 6
Coding region: 288-866 (192 amino acids)
Biological process (GO): motor neuron axon guidance; regulation of cell shape; regulation of actin cytoskeleton organization
Cellular component (GO): cytoskeleton; cell cortex; dendritic spine
Molecular function (GO): GTP binding; protein kinase binding; GTPase activity
Source: RefSeq, a predicted model, not a curated record
AGCGGCCAUUUCCUGUUUCUCUGCAGUUUUCCUCCAGCUUUGGGUGGUGGCUGCUGCUUGGGAUCGGCUUCUAGUCGGCUAAGGGGCGAGGCGGCGUGGACUGCGGUCCCCGUCCCCCCUCCCCUCUAUACACGUACCGCUGUUCCCGGGGCCUUCCCCUCCUUGUCAGUAGCCCAUCCCGCUCGGAGUCCCCGUCGGUCCACCCUUUCUGCUCCCGGGUAUCCUCGGCAGCCGCCGCCUCCACCUCCUCCGCUGCCGCCUCCGCGGCAGCCCCGCAAGCCGCCCCGAUGCAGGCCAUCAAGUGUGUGGUGGUAGGAGACGGAGCUGUAGGUAAAACUUGCCUACUGAUCAGUUAUACAACCAAUGCCUUUCCUGGAGAAUACAUCCCUACUGUCUUUGACAACUAUUCUGCCAAUGUAAUGGUAGAUGGAAAACCUGUGAAUUUGGGUUUAUGGGAUACAGCAGGCCAAGAAGAUUAUGACCGAUUACGUCCCUUAUCCUAUCCGCAAACAGAUGUAUUCUUAAUUUGCUUUUCCCUUGUGAGUCCUGCAUCAUUUGAAAAUGUUCGUGCAAAGUGGUAUCCUGAAGUACGACACCACUGUCCUAACACUCCCAUAAUUUUAGUGGGCACCAAACUUGACCUUAGAGAUGAUAAAGACACGAUUGAGAAACUAAAGGAGAAGAAGCUGACUCCAAUUACCUACCCACAGGGCCUAGCCAUGGCAAAGGAGAUUGGUGCUGUAAAGUAUCUGGAAUGUUCAGCUCUUACACAGCGAGGCCUCAAGACAGUGUUUGAUGAAGCUAUUAGAGCGGUUCUUUGCCCACCCCCUGUCAAGAAGAGGAAGAGAAAAUGUCUGCUGUUGUAAAUGUCACAGCCCUGCCCUAUUCCCCUUUGAACCUUUGUAAGCUUUGCUUAACCAGUGGAGCAUUCACUCAAUGCCAAGUUUUUGUUAUAAAUUAGUUUCUUUCCAUAAAAACCAAUCAAUAAUUUCAUGGUUUUGUUUAAAAGGUUUAGAGAAUGAUUUUUUUUUUCACAUUCUAUUACAACUAAAUUCUUAAAAAAAAAAAAAAAACCUACUUAAAGCCUUAUUUUUCAAAAGCCCUGUUCUUGCUCAGAUUAAGUGUUGCCAAAAUAUCCACUGAACUAAGUUGCAUUGUUGUGCUAUGAACACUAAGCACUAAACUGUUUUUUAAAGACCUUUGUCUUUAAGAAGACUGUUUAAUUUCUGAUAGUAGGAAAUGCAAAAACACUUUCUAAUUAAUUUUUCAGAUAUGUAAAACAGUACAGUAUACUUAGUAAAAAUGUUUAAUGCAUUGAAUAAUUUAUCAACCCAUGUUCAUUAUAUAACAUUGUACUGUAUAUCAGAAUGGGAUGUGUAUAACAAAAUUAUAAUCUUUGAAUUGAUCUUUUGCUUUCACAGUAAAGAUUCUUAAAGAAUCAAAGCUCUUGCUGUGAUUUCAAACAGAACUCCCGUGUGCGUUUUUGUUAUUGGAGUGUUCUCUUUAAGAGCAAUGUUUUGGGUUGGAUUAUUUAGAAUAAUUUGGUUUCAUCAAGGAAUAAAGACAGUAUUUUGACAUUCUGAAGCCUAGGAUUAAUUUACACUACAUUGUAUACUGAAGAGUGGAAAACUGAAUAAAUUUGUCCCGGGUAAAAAGAAGUUUUAAAAAGCAGAACAGUUAACAUCUGUCAAAUGCAGUAGAUAAGAAAGGUUGUUGUUCUAGGUAAGUGUAUUAUUUCUAAGCUUUUCCUUUUUCUUUUUCCCUCUUCCUAAGUAGGGCAUUCAUUAACUCUGAACUGGUCAUUCCCACAGUUGUGAACUUAGUAAAAAAAAAAAAAAAAAAAAAA